AAUUGGCUGAGGGAUCUAGCAUCUUUCUUUCCUCACAACAUCUCCUCUCCUCUCGCAGAGCAAAGAAGAAAUCCUCUCGCCCGUCGUCGGUCCAUCUUCCAUUCGUCCGUUUAGCUUCCAGAAAUGGCACAGAUCAGCUUCGUGAGGGCUUUUGUUGCAGCUUUGGUGAUGGCGCUUUUCAUUGCCGUCUCGGCUCAGAUCAGCGAGUCUUCUGCUGCGGCUCCUGGUCCUCUCCCCGAUGCUAGAUCCUCUCUGGCGGUUUCUGGUGUGGUCCAUCUUCAAUUCGUCCGUUUAGCUUCCAGAAAUGGCACAGAUUAGCUUCGUGAGGGCUUUUGUUGCGGCUUUGGUGAUGGCGCUUUUCGUUGCCGUCUCGGCUCAGAUCAGCGAGUCUCUUGCUGCGGCUCCUGGUCCUCUCCCCGGUGCUGGAUCCUCUCUGGCGGUUUCUGGUGUCGCCGUUGGGGUGUCUUUGAUCGUAUCUCUUCUCGCUCUGUUGAAGCAGUAGAUUAGGUUGGGGAUUGUGUUUCGGGUACAUAGAAUCACAAGGAUAUGAUGAUUUGUGGGUUUUGUUGUUCAUUUGUUUGAUGAUUCUUUGUUAUUUGUUUGGAUAAUAAAUUGAAUUCUUUUAGUAAUAAAUUCUAGUGUUCCAA
Rubroshorea leprosula is the source of this 647-nucleotide messenger RNA. The record is from the annotation of a GenBank genome assembly. NCBI's taxonomy places the organism in Eukaryota, Viridiplantae, Streptophyta, Magnoliopsida, Malvales, Dipterocarpaceae.